This is a messenger RNA of Vigna umbellata (rice bean), 1489 nucleotides long. RefSeq names its product dirigent protein 9-like. Lineage: Eukaryota; Viridiplantae; Streptophyta; Magnoliopsida; Fabales; Fabaceae. The record is from RefSeq and is a predicted model, not a curated record.
ACAUUAUAUUCUAUCUGUUCCACUUUAAGAUUAAAUACAUACCCUCUUCUUGUACAUGUGUGUAUAUAUAACACCUCGAAUCAUUUUCAUCAAUAACAAAUCUUCCUCUCAAAUCAUAGUGAAACAGAUCCCCCACCAGUACAAGUUUUUUGAGAGAAAAAUGGCCAAUGUUGAACACAAUGGUAACACUUGGCAGAGCACCCUCUGUCUUUUGUUUCUAACCACAACCUUUCUUAUUGCCAACUCUGCAAGGAUCCUAGAUGAAGUAGAACCCCAACCCCAAGCCAUAGGUAACUUAGCAGCAUCUGGAACUGUCAAUCCUUCCUUCAUAACAGGUCCAGUCACCACUUCACCACAGGCAGGUCCUGCCACCACUUUGCCGAUUAACCAAACACCUGCAGCCACAACCACACCACUGGUAGGACCUGCCACCACUUUGCCAAGUGGCCAAACACCUGCAGCCACCACCAUCAGUCCUGUUGCUACGGAAGAUUCCGGAGAUGAAGAUGACAAUGCAGACCCCCCAGUUCCGGAAACAGAAGCUCCAGCAGAGGACAUUCCUCCAGUGGCAAUUCCUACUCCAGAAGUGGUGCCAGCUAUCCCUAAUGCAACACCUGUGACACCAAAUCCUGUGGCAAAAGAGGCAUCGUUCUCUUUCUUCAUGCAUGACAUCCUUGGGGGGUCACAUCCAUCAGCAAGAGUGGUGGCAGGAAUUGUAGCAAACACUGAUGUCACUGGCCUACCAUUCUCCAAACUCAACAACAACCUCUUCCCAAUCACUGGAGGAAUCCCCUUGGUCAACCCCAAGCUCAAUGGCAUCAUCACCAAUAACAACCUUCCAAACCUUGUUGGCCUCAGUGGUGCACAAUCCUCCACUGUGUUUAAGAACAGUGGCACCAGCAACACAGUCACUGGAAGCGGCAACCAGCCAUUUGUCUCGGCAGGUAACCUCCCUGCAGGGUUCACCAUUCAGAAGCUCAUGUUCGGAUCGGUGACAGUGAUUGAUGAUCAGUUAACAGAAGGGCAUGAGCUAGAUUCUGCUGUGAUUGGAAGGGCACAAGGAUUCUACUUGGCAAGUUCAUUGGAUGGCACUAGCCAGACCAUUUUGCUGACCAUUUUGGUGCAUGGUGGCGAACACGAUCAACAUCACGAAGGAUUAGAGGAUAGUAUAAGUCUCUUCGGGAUUCAUAGGACAGCUUCAACAGAAUCUGAGAUAGCAGUGAUUAGUGGAACUGGGAAAUAUGAGAAUGCAAAAGGUUAUGCUUCACUUGAGACCCUUCUGAAGGAAGACCAGCACACCACCGAUGGGGUGGACACCAUCUUGCAUUUCAAUGUCUAUCUCACUGAGUAGAAAUUAUCUGCAAUUGAAUUGCUUUCAUAUUUGCAGUUAAGUUUGACUUUGUGUAUGCUUUGAUCAAAUUGGUAAUGUCUCCCUUAAUGCUUGCUUAAGUUUGAAAUAUAACUCAUUCUGCUCCCUUUUUUUCUUAUA